ACUUAAAUGUGUGUCAUGUUUACCUUGAGCCCGGUUCUGCAGGAUGCUCUCCACACGCUUCACUGUCAUCUCCAACACUUCGGCAUUCUCCAUCUUUGAUUGCAACUGCAGCGGGUGACAAAAAGCAAAACUCCGGCGAGGCGGCUUUUCCUUCAGACCCACACAACGCUCGUUCGUCAGAGAAGACGCGCUUCUGAUGUCACUGAGUCCCGGGGGCGAGACUCGCUCGCUGCUAUAAAGUCUUCCCUGCUCGGUGGACGAAACCAGCUCACUGAAUCAGACAGGCCUACGGGAUAAAAAAGAAAACAUACACUCACCAAACAAUCAUGGUGAAGAUCACUUUCCAGACAGUUUCGGCGCAGAAGCCUGAAAAAGACAUCGAUGAAGACAAGAUCGUUAUACCUCAGGCUCACGGGCAGCCGGCGCUUCCUGUCAGCACCAAGAAGCCUUUUCCAACUGGUCUCUGCUGCCUCACUUUCGGCCUGGUGAUCUUCAUGUCAGGACUAGUGCUGGCCUCUAUCUAUGUCUAUCGCUACUACUUUAUACCUCAGCAGAUCCCAGAAGACAGCUUGUUCCACUGUCGGGUUUUCUAUGAGGACUCUGUGUAUGCUCCUCUGAGAGGCCGGCAAGAACUUGAGGAGAAUGUCGGCAUCUACCUUGACGACAACUACGAGCAGAUCAGUGUACCUGUGCCACACUUUGGAGGCAGCGACCCUGCUGAUAUCAUCCACGACUUUCAGAGGGGCCUCACAGCUUAUCAUGACAUUGCUUUGGACAAAUGCUACAUCACUGAGCUGAACACCACUUUGGUGAUGCCUCCAAGGAACCUGUGGGAGCUGCUCGUCAACGUCAAGAGAGGGACGUACCUUCCUCAGACCUACAUCAUCCAGGAGGAGAUGGUGGUGACAGGCAGGGUGAGGAACAUGAGAACGCUGGGCCCCUUCAUCCACAGGCUCUGCUACGGCAAAGAAACCUACCGCCUCAGACGCCGCAACCAGCGCCGGCGUAUCGACAGGCGUGAGACAAAGAAGUGCCACAGGAUUCGUCACUUUGAGAACACGUUUGUGGUUGAGACCGUCAUCUGCGACAGGGUCUGAAUCUAAGGCGGAAAUCACAGCCAUCCAACACUGAAGCCAAUUUCAAACCAUACCUCUUGAAUUAUUUACGCGUUUAACUGCACUUUAAGAGCAAGUGUUUGUCCAACAGUUUUACUUUCAGUUUUAAUGUUUUUGUUUUUGUCUCAAGUUGGGAAUGCUCUUUCAUUGUUCAUGUACUAGUCUUUUUUUAAGAUAGUCUGUAUAUUUGGAUGAUGUUAUAAAUGUGUUCAGAUAUAUCUGUAGCUUGUCGCGUUGUGCAUAAGAUGUUAAUGUGUGUCCGUUUGUGACAUUUUCAUCCGAAGAGUUUGAUUUUAGAUUUGUAACUUAUUGUUAUUUUUUAGUAACCCAGUGCACUGUCGGUGGUGGUAUGGAUACUUGGAAGCUGCUUGCACUGUGCACUUUGGUUGUCACUUUUAUUUUGUUUUGAAUGUCAGAAAAUGGCAAAACAUACCUCAUGUAGUUUCUUUGCUGGUUUCUAUCAUUAAUGAAUGGUGUACAUAACUUUGAUCGUUCCUAAGCAAUAUAUACUGUACAUUGAUUUUGAACAUACUGUAACAUGCAUAGAUUUUUAUCUGAAAUUAACUUGUUUUGUGAACACUCAUUUCUUUAUUGUUUGUCUCUUUAUUUCCCUUGGUAUCACUUUUCCUACAACUUGGAGUUAAAGGCUUUAGACUGUAAUUAGUAGCAGUGCUUUAGAGGGACAGAAGGAACCAAAGUCUGCGAUGCUAUGCUUCGUGAUAAGGAUAUGUGAAAUAUUUAGAAAGAAUGCUUUUUACUGUAGAUGAUAUCAAAGGCUAAAAGUCAUUUAGUCUUACUCUUUCUCUUCUUCACGUGGAUUUGCCUGUUGUCUUUAGCUCUUGCAAGUUCCCAGUCAUUCCUAUUUUGGCAUUAUUAUCUCUACAAUGUUCAAUCGUCUCAACUUGAAAAAACAAAUGGGGUUUCUGGAGCAAAUAAAUCUCUGUUGGGAGAGACGUGUGAUAUGUGCUCAUAUUUCAUCAUCAUGGAUAUUUCUGCUGUACAGUUGAUUUUUCUUGUAAUAUCUUGCUGCUUUAAGAAUAAAUUAUGAAACUUG
Messenger RNA from Acanthopagrus latus (yellowfin seabream), 2169 nucleotides. RefSeq names its product integral membrane protein 2Cb (gene itm2cb). NCBI's taxonomy places the organism in Eukaryota, Metazoa, Chordata, Actinopteri, Spariformes, Sparidae. The record is from RefSeq and is a predicted model, not a curated record. The coding region runs from base 327 to 1097 and encodes 256 amino acids. Gene Ontology annotation, cellular component: Golgi apparatus; extracellular exosome; plasma membrane. Gene Ontology annotation, biological process: negative regulation of amyloid precursor protein biosynthetic process. Gene Ontology annotation, molecular function: amyloid-beta binding. The transcript is spliced from 7 exons.